Messenger RNA from Paraglomus occultum, 315 nucleotides. The record is from the annotation of a GenBank genome assembly. NCBI's taxonomy places the organism in Eukaryota, Fungi, Glomeromycota, Glomeromycetes, Paraglomerales, Paraglomeraceae.
AUGCUUCGAACAUAUCUUGAAGAAAAAGCGAAUGGGAUGGGGACAAGUACAUACUAUGAUGCAUCAAGAUUUUUUAAUGAAAUGAAAGAUAAAACCUUUACAGGACCAUAUGACCAUAUAAUCAAAUUUUCCGGUGCAACGUAUUUCGAGUCCAAGAAAAUAAGUAAUACAGAAGUUGCAGUGCUUGUCAUGGUGCAAAAGAGUACACUGGCUCUGGUUAUGUUGAUCUUUUACUGGCUGAUACUAGGUGUGGUAAAAAGCCAAAGCACUUCAACUUUGAGUUUAAAUACAAAAGUGUCAACUUCUUGGACUUAG